AUGAGCUCCACGUAUAAACGCCAGCGGAUCGACCUUACACCGGAAUGCUUUGCCACCGAAAUUCCACAGUCUCUGCUUCCAGUAACUUGCGGCCCACUCUCUGCAAAAGCCUAUCGCGACCGCCAAGUUAGACCCUUAGUCUGGCUUCUCUUUGGGGGUACCGGUGCACUUGGCAAGCAAAUUUCGCGCACAGCAAUUGCGCGUCGUGAUCGUGUCUUCAUCGCAGCCCUCGACGAAGCUGACACUGAUUGCGGAUUCCCCGUUGAAGACGAUGCUUCGAAAUCGCCAGAAGAGCACAGUCAUGGUUCUGCAAACGCAAAUGACGUCUCUGCCAAUACUGGCCCUUCUGAAAAUGAUGACAACUACUCCUCGGCACACAACAACCCCGCACAACGGCCAAACGGCUAUCAAAAUGGUGGUGGUGGCGCAAGCUCAACUCCACUAACUUCUGCCAAUGCCAAAAGCUCAACUGCCAAUUCAACAGAGUCACCAAAUAAAAAUCGCCGACGAUCUGCUUCAAAAAAACGCCCACGAAUCAUCAAUCCAGAGCUUUCCGCCUCCGCUCCUGAAAUUGGAUAUCUUUACAUUGACGAACGCUUCAAAAACCUAUGCUAUCGUGUUAAAUGUGAUGUCCGCAUCCGCGAAAGCGUCGACCGGGCUGUCCAAAAAUGUCUACAGGUAUUUGGACGCAUUGACGUUGUCGUCAACUGCUUCGGUUACGGUGUCAUGGGUGCUUGUGAAGAACAGUUUGACACUGAAAUUCGCUCCCAGUUUGAAACAAACCUCAUGGGCCUCUUUCAUACCAUCCGUGCUGUUCUUCCAUACCUCACAAAUGCUGCUCGCAUGAGCGCUAAUGAUAAAGUCCCUAACGAUGCUGUUAAAAAGGGAAUAUAUAAAGAUAAUGUCAACUCAAAUGCACCAAUUACAUCUACCCCAGGUCAUAUCAUUUCUUUCACGUCAUCUAUGGGUGUGUUGGGUACUCCUGGAUUUGGUCCUUAUAGUGCAACCAGAUGGGCUGCUGAAGGACUUCUCGAAAGUCUAUCUUUUGAAGUUGAACAUUUGGGAUGCAAAGUCACUAUAAUUGAAACAGGAUAUGCCAAAAGUGGUUCAAAAGAAGAUGAUAGUGCCCGGGUAGCAAGAACUACUGGCAUUCACGAACUUAACUCAACACCAAUUUCAUCUCAUUUUUUCCUUCGGGAUUUAGGACCUCAAUACCAAAAUACUCCAGCAGAAUACGGUGUCCAGUUUGUGAAGCACCUGGACAAAAUUCUUGCCACAAGUACAGUCAAAGUUGCCAGCAUUAUUUGGGAAAUUGGCCACUGCCAAAAUCCUCCUCUUCGCUUACUCUUAGGUUCAUGCGGUGUACUAGGCAUGAAGGAUAAGCUUAGAGGAAUGGCUGAAGAAAUUGAAGAUUGGAAAUUCCUCUAUGAUGAAAACCAAUUAUGA
This is a messenger RNA of Magnusiomyces paraingens, 1446 nucleotides long. RefSeq lists its product as uncharacterized. NCBI's taxonomy places the organism in Eukaryota, Fungi, Ascomycota, Dipodascomycetes, Dipodascales, Dipodascaceae. Bases 1 to 1446 code for a protein of 481 amino acids. The record is from RefSeq and is a predicted model, not a curated record. The transcript has 2 exons.